Molecule: messenger RNA, 713 nt
Organism: Thalassophryne amazonica
Lineage: Eukaryota; Metazoa; Chordata; Actinopteri; Batrachoidiformes; Batrachoididae
Gene: cskmt
Product: citrate synthase lysine methyltransferase
Source: RefSeq, a predicted model, not a curated record
UGAACUGCUCGAAAACAUGGAUAAGAAAACCACUUGGGACCGUUUCUACACAGAGACCAGCAGCAGGACGUCCACCUUCAAGAACUUUGAGUGGUUUUUUGGCUUUUCCUCUGUCAAAGACUUUUUGAUGCCUCUCCUGCACCUCAGCACCAACCCAGAUGGUCCGUUUCACGUCCUGGACAUGUGCUGUGGUACGUCUGCGCUGGGUGCUUGUAUUUAUAAGCACUCUCCGCUCCCUGUCCGCGUCACGUGUGCCGACAUUUCUCCCGUGGCCAUACAUCUAAUGCGGUAACACGUCUGAGCCAACGUGAUCCGGCCUCCCCACCCGUUGUCCAGGCUUGAGUUUUUGGAACUGGACUGCGUGCAGCUUCACAGCCGCUUUGGAUCCGACAGUCUGGACGUGACAGUUGACAAAGGAACCGCCGAUGCCUUGUUGAGGUCUAAGGACGGGGAAGGGAAGGCUGGUCGGGUGCUCAGGCAGAGCCUGAAGGCGUUGAGGAACUCUGGGUUUCUGAUUCAGUUCUCAGAUGAGGACCCAGAUGCCAGGCUGCCGUGGCUGGAGACCGAGGUGUGGGACUCGGGCGGGAGAGCGGUAAACGUGGGGGUGCGGGAGGUUGGGGAGCUACAGGGAGUAUGUUACUACUGCUACCAGGUGACCCCUCAUCCUGCUGGAUGCCUCUAACAGUGGUCCCUCUGAACGGGACAUAAACACU